AUGGCAAUCCCUCUGUCUCAGAUGCUGGGUGGCAAGCCACCCUUUCCCAACGCCAAUUUCAGCGCCCUGGCACAGCGCGAUGGCGCGGACGAAGAGUGGUCCUACUCUGAUGAGUACGAACCUCGAUCCCGCAGCCGGUUCAGCUCCUGGCAACUGCUGGGACUCUGCCUCUGUUGCCUCGCUACCGUCGGUCUGCCAAUCCUUGCGGCCUCGUUCUUCCUCAACUCCUGGGCGCAAGACGCCAUGGAAGCCUCGGGCUUUCAGACCUUCGGAGUCGCUACCACGGUGGCAUCGGUAGACAUCUCCAUGCUGAGCGGGCGAUGGAGCUUUGGGGAUUUGGAGGUGCAGAGUCCAGCUGGUUAUGGUCGGCACAAUUUCAUGUCGAUUGGCAGUGGCGUCUUCGACAUAGGUGUCAAAUCCGUUUUUUUCUCGCCUUUGGUCAUCCAAGAGCUGUCUUUGGCAGACGUACAGGUCAACAUCGAUCAGCACGUGGAUGGCACCUCCAACGCGAAGAUGAUCAUGGAGCACAUCGACGAGGUCUCGGAUUCUGCAGCAAGCAAGCGGUUUAACGAGGCCCUGAUGAACAAGAAGGUGACUGUUGACAAGAUCACCUUCACCAACAUCGUGACACGGCUCUGCCUUCACCCUUCCUGUGAAAUGUCGCCGCCGCCCUACUUCGUCAUCAAGACGGUCGAGGUGAACGACGUGGGCAAGCAGACUGGUGGGGUCUUCGUGCCAGACCUCUUCCAAGUCAUCGUCCGGGCGGUGGUGAUCGCCGCCAUCAAGGCAGCACCUCAUCAGCUGGGCAGCCCACUGGCAGAGAGCUUGGGUGCAG
This is a messenger RNA of Symbiodinium necroappetens, 835 nucleotides long. The record is from the annotation of a GenBank genome assembly. Lineage: Eukaryota; Dinophyceae; Suessiales; Symbiodiniaceae.